Bombyx mori (domestic silkworm) is the source of this 774-nucleotide messenger RNA. RefSeq lists its product as uncharacterized. Bases 166 to 774 code for a protein of 202 amino acids. The transcript has 2 exons. The record is from RefSeq and is a predicted model, not a curated record. Lineage: Eukaryota; Metazoa; Arthropoda; Insecta; Lepidoptera; Bombycidae.
AUCAAGUAAAAACCACUUCUAAGGCCAUAGUUUCAUGGUACACAAUAAGACAAACGGCAUUCGUUAGUUUUGUUAGAAUGUUUACAAAAUAAAGUGCACAACCUGACUAACUGCUUACUAUUGCAAGGAACGAGUUAGUGAGCUGUUCAGAAUCGAUAGUUAGAUAUGAGUGAUUUCUUGAAGAUUAUAUUUAUAGUAAUCAGCUUUCAAGCAACAUCAUCCAGGAGACAUGAUUCGUCAUCAGAGGAAAGCAUCGAGAACCUUCUCUACUACAAGGACUGCCAACGUCCAAAAGAAGAAACGACGACAGCUUCCUUAGAGCCUUUAAGACUUAGAGUUGCCGAGGAAAGAGAAGAACCUCGCAGAGAGCCAGAGUGUCCUUUCCCGAGAAUGUGCUGCUCGAUGACAUGCGGCAACGAGUGCAACCAGCCCUUUACAAACAGACCUAUUGAACCGCAAAACACGUCACCAAAUGUCAGGCAACCGAAUAAACCAGUACAGCCCCAAAUCAAUCAGCUACGGAAAAAGAAAAUAAAGCCUAUGGGAAUGCUGCCGCCAAUCGGCGGACGAAGGAGUUUUGGAUUGACGAAAGAGAAAAUCAAAGGCCUGAUCUCGCACGAUGACGACAUAAGGAAGAUAUUGAGGGACCUAGUGAGGGUGACAAUGCAGAAGGUGGAGGUGUUAGACAUGAUACAUAAUAAUAAAAACGGUGUUCGUGCACGCAAUAAUGACGAUGAUGAUAAUUUUGAAUACGAUUAUGCUUACAAUAAAUAA